AAAAGGGUAGCCAAUCAUGUCAGGGCCUUGGUACUUGAGCAACACAAGCGUCUUCUGUCUCGUCGAUGAAAUCCCAACCCCUAGUGAUCCCAAUGGUCAUUCGAUUUCUUGUACUAUCCGAUUAGCUCUUGACAGAAUGGGCUAUCUUGGUCACAAGAAAAUCUGGGCUUUUACCCCAAAGAAGCAGAGCUCCGCAGCAGCUGAUCCCGAAAUCUUGCACAUAUCAGACUCUGAAGACUGUAGAGUUCGUAAGAUGUUAUUUCACAUUAUUACAUUUGCAUCUUCCUGUGAUGUUGGUGAACAAAAUAAUGUGAUAGUAAUCUCAAAUAAACCCCCAGAAGGCGAGUUUUGCAGGGUUCUUCACACUUUGGAAAUUAGAGGUUUCAAUGUUCUCUUGGUACAGCCUCAUGAUGAGGCACAAGUACUUCGUUCGGCAGACUUGAUAUUUCAGUGUACAACAGCGUUAGAUGGUUCAAGUGGUCCUACUGACUUUGACAAUAUUGACCGUGUUUCUUAUCCGAGCUGGGAAAUUGAUCCUGAUCCUGAUCCUGCCAACCUAGACGACUCAAGCAGUAGUCUCCACUUUUAGAUGAUAUAAAUCUCUAUAUGAUGUGUCAAAAUCUACCGGUUGUUUUUCUCUGUUGUGUAUGAUUACUCUUUGACGUUUCCAUUCUGUAAAACUCUGCUUUGGUACCAAUCAAUUUUCAGUUUUAUCUUUUCCCA
Molecule: messenger RNA, 723 nt
Organism: Arabidopsis lyrata subsp. lyrata
Lineage: Eukaryota; Viridiplantae; Streptophyta; Magnoliopsida; Brassicales; Brassicaceae
Exons: 2
Coding region: 17-589 (190 amino acids)
Source: RefSeq, a predicted model, not a curated record